AUGGGAGAGUUAGCAGCGGAGAAGCAUGCCAAUUACAUUGUAUCAGUGGAAAAGAAAAAAGGGUCAUUUGAAUCUGUCGUGAUUGAGCAUUUGAGAAUGAAUGGAGCAUAUUGGGGGCUCACCACUCUUGACUUAUUGGGAAAGCUUCAUGUUGUGGAUGUUGAUCAAAUUAUUUCAUGGCUCAUAAGUUGUCAACAUGAGUUAGGUGGUUUUGGUGGUAACAUUGGGCAUGAUCCACAUGUAAUGUAUACCCUAAGUGUUGUGCAAGUUUUAGCCCUCUUUGACAAGCUUGAUGUUCUAGACAUUGAGAAGGUGUCAAAUUAUGUUGCUGGGCUACAAAAUGAAGAUGGAUCAUUUUCCGGGGAUGAAUGGGGUGAAGUUGAUACAAGAUUCUCCUAUAUUGCAAUAUGCUGCCUUGCAUUGGUGCAUCAGUUGAAUAAAAUUAAUGUUGAGAAGGCUGUGAAGUAUAUAGUUAGUUGCAAAAACCUGGAUGGUGGAUUUGGAUGUACACCGGGUGGAGAGUCUCAUGUUGGGCAAAUUUUCUGUUGUGUGGGAGCUCUUGCUAUUACAGGGUCUCUGCAUCAUAUCGACAAAGACCUUCUCGGGUGGUGGUUGUGUGAGCGGCAAGUCAAAUCUGGAGGUCUUAAUGGGCGCCCAGAGACACUUCCAGAUGUCUGCUAUUCAUGGUGGGUCCUUUCUAGCCUGAUCAUGAUUGACAGAGUACAUUGGAUUAACAAGGAAAAACUUGUGAAGUUCAUCUUAGACUGCCAGGAUGUAGAAAAUGGAGGAAUUUCAGAUAGACCAGAUGAUGCAGUUGAUGUAUACCACACAUACUUUGGUGUAGCUGGACUUUCACUUCUUGAAUAUCCAGGAUUGAAAGCCAUAGAUCCAGCCUAUGCUUUGCCGGUUGAUGUUGUAAAUAGAAUUUUCUUGGGCAAAUAAUGAUCCUGAAGAACAACUUAUGAUUCUAAUUAUAACUGAACUCAUUGUUUUCUAUUUUAUAGGAAAUAAAGAAAAUAAUAUAUCUUUAUAUUGAAGUAGAAAUAUAUUGUUAAAGGGAUAAUGCUUUGGACAUUGUUUUGAAUCAAAUGCAGUCUCGUGAUCGUGGUCAUUUGAAUAUGCCAGCUGAUGAAAGAGAAAAGAGACACCAGCAUAAUUUCAUGCAUGU
Humulus lupulus (European hop) is the source of this 1168-nucleotide messenger RNA. RefSeq names its product geranylgeranyl transferase type-2 subunit beta 1-like. Lineage: Eukaryota; Viridiplantae; Streptophyta; Magnoliopsida; Rosales; Cannabaceae. The record is from RefSeq and is a predicted model, not a curated record. Gene Ontology annotation, molecular function: Rab geranylgeranyltransferase activity. Gene Ontology annotation, cellular component: Rab-protein geranylgeranyltransferase complex. The transcript is spliced from 9 exons. Gene Ontology annotation, biological process: protein geranylgeranylation. Bases 1 to 942 code for a protein of 313 amino acids.